AUGCCGUCGGUGCUUGCGGUUGAACAAGGAGUGCACUAUUUAUCCGUCGAAAGACUCUGCACAACAGUGCCGAAGCCUAUCAGCCAAAGAAAUACCGCAUCCCCUUGGUCGAGAACACAGCAAUGUCCCCAGCUGUUAUCAGAUCCUCAGAAAAAGGAAUUUAAUCAGAAAAUUGACUCUGUCUUCAGCACCAAAACGGCAGAGCAAGUGUUUUACCAGUACAUCAGCAGCUUCGCUCCAAAGUGCCCUAUUGUCGUGUUUCCACCAGGAACGAACGCCGCGCAUGUGAGAGAGAAUAAGCCGGUGCUGUUUCUGUCUAUACUGGGCAUCGCUUCUGUUGGAUUCUGCAGCGCUGCUGAGCAGCGACAACUGGCCGUUGAUGUCAGGGGUUACCUGGCUGACAGAGCGAUUGUUCGCGGCGAGAAAUCUCUCGAACUUGUCCAAGCGCUUCAGGUCACUUCACUCUGGUACAGGGCGCCAGAUGACUACCGGCAGAUGAAUCUGAACCAGCUGGCUCAUAUUGCAACCACGAUGGCCAUAGAUCUUGGGUUGGACAGAGUUAAUAUGUUAGAGCCAGCUGUUACCGCCCGGGACAACCUUUCUAUCAUCCUGAGACGGCCAAAUACUACUCCUUGGACUGUGAAGUUGGAUGACUAUCUUGCCGAUCUCCACCAGUUGCAAAUAGCAGACACGGACGAAUUUCUUUGCAGGCAUAUUGCAACCGAGCGUCUUUGCCAUGACAUUGAUCGAGAGCUCUUCUUAAGCGACCCAGCCCGUUCGGUGCCUUUGUGGGACCCAAAAACAUUGGCUAUGUUAGAAGUAUUCCAAGCUCGAAAUGACUGGACUUUCAGCAAUCAGAUGCAGUCACUGCAGAACGCUCUAAUCCGAUUUGGCAUGUUUGCCAGCUCAUUGUAUUCACAUGAGGUAACCUUGCAUGUGAAUCAUAACAUUGAGGAAUUCAAGGCACCAUUUUCCGCAAAAUCUUUGAAGACAUACAACUUUUUCGGCACACACGGUCCAACCAAAUCCCACAUAUCAAUGCUUCACAAUAUCGUGGUUGCCGCCCAUGGACUGCUGGAUACUUUUCUUGGGCUAUCUGUGUCAGAUAUGCUUGCGUUGCCGCCGCAUAUUUACGGUGGUCGCGUGAUAUAUGCGGUCAUCAUAUUGAUCAAGAUCCACACCGCAAUCACGAUGCCAGGAACUGGAUGCCAGAGUUUUAUAUGUUCUGAAGACCUACGCUUAGAGGUGUACCUCGAGACCCUUGAGUGUAUUUCGAGGGCUCUCCUUGCGAAAGACGAACGCAGCGCUUUGAGCAGAGCCUUCUUGAUCAUUUCUCAGCUGAAAGAUUGGUUCUACCGUCGAUUCAGAAGGCCGUCAGAAGCGGAGGAAAAUAAGCCAAGUGACCUACCAAUCGACAACGGACAAGGGAACCCUUCAACACACGGUCCGACAGCUAGAAUUUACGAUCUCUCGGUGGAUAUGCAGUCGGCAGCAGAGGCCACGCUCCCAGAAAACGUCGCGCCACCGGAUGGACAUGGAUGUCAAUUUGACGAAGUCAUCCAACCUCCUGUGCUUUCAAACAGCAGUAGUAGAAACAGUCCUACAGUGGUAACUGAUACAUGGUUUCAGGAGUUUUUCAAUGUUGAGAUGCUUAAUUAG
Messenger RNA from Aspergillus terreus NIH2624, 1659 nucleotides. RefSeq names its product fungal specific transcription factor domain-containing protein. The record is from RefSeq and is a predicted model, not a curated record. Gene Ontology annotation, biological process: regulation of DNA-templated transcription. The coding region runs from base 1 to 1659 and encodes 552 amino acids. NCBI's taxonomy places the organism in Eukaryota, Fungi, Ascomycota, Eurotiomycetes, Eurotiales, Aspergillaceae. The transcript has 4 exons. Gene Ontology annotation, cellular component: nucleus. Gene Ontology annotation, molecular function: DNA-binding transcription factor activity, RNA polymerase II-specific; transcription cis-regulatory region binding.